AGGGAAUAGCGAAGAGUAAAAGAAACAGCGCGCUCGAGUAGGCAGGUCAUUGCUGUUGUCUGGAGCAACAUGGAAGUGGGCCGUGGAUGAACCUCAGAUCCCUUUCUGAGCUGUGUCCAGAAGGUCCUCAUGUACAAUUAGGAGGCAAGAAGUCUUCUCCAGACAAUAGGGCCAAGUACAGCAUGGUACUGGAAAGAAAAUGGGUUCUACUCGAGUGACUGCAAAGGAGCUCUGUGAGAAUGAUGACCUGGCCACUACAGUAGUGCUUGAUUCCUACCUCGGAUUUAAGACCCAUAAGAUGAAUGUUAGUCCGCUCCCAGCUAUCAAAAGAAAGCACCAUUUUCGAGAGGCAGUGGAGGCCUUCCGGAAGCGCAAAGACCUAGAAGUUGCUUACCAAGCUUUGAUGCAAGGAGGAUGGGCCUGCCAGUAUUUUCAGAACCGGAGCCGUCAGCAGGAGGCUGCCUUCAAGAUUCAUAUAUUUCGCUACCUUCGCAUUUUCCUUCCUGAGAGUGGUUUUGCUAUCAAGCCCUGUAGUCGCUAUUCCCUGGAAAUAAAUGGGGCCCGGGUGGUCUCUACAAAGUCAUGGAAGAAGAAUGACAAGCUGGAGCUUUUGGAGGGCUACAUUGCAGAAUUGACAGAGCCAGAUGAAAGCCUUCUGCGGGCAGGUGAAAAUGACUUCAGCAUUAUGUAUUCCACGCGGAAACAAUGUGCCCAGCUCUGGCUGGGACCAGCAGCCUUCAUUAAUCACGACUGCAGGCCAAAUUGUAAGUUUGUCCCAAUGGAUGGAAACACUGCGUGUGUCAAGGUGCUGCGGGACAUUGAGCCAGAAGAUGAGAUCACAUGCUUCUAUGGCGACGGCUUCUUUGGGGAGAACAAUGAGCUGUGCGAGUGCUGCACUUGUGAAAGGAAGGGGGAAGGAGCCUUCCGAUUCCUGAAUCAGACACCUUUGCAAUCUACCUCAGUCCAUGAAAAAUAUCUACUGAGAGAGACGAACGGCCGUCUGCAGCGGUGGAAAAGCCAGUUGUGUAAAUUGGCUCAACGCAGUGUGAAAACAGGGCGCAAGGCCCGGUACAGGAGGGCACGAUUACGUGGUGCCCUGCGCAAAUCCACCCUACGCUGGGUUUAUAGAAUCCUCAAGCCUCUGUACAUCCCAUUGCACAACUGCCUGGCCUGCAGUGCACGUAGGUGCAAGAUCCGUAAGCAGCUGUUGGUGCAUCUGCCUCGUUGUCCUCCUUCUAUGUUACCAGCACUGCAUCCUUGGCAUUCUUUACAUAGCAAGGGAAGCCAUUUGGGGGCCCUACAAGACCGCUCUUUCGCAAGAACACACAACAGGCCUGUGAUCUUGGGUUGGGCUGAACGGGGAAGCUUGUUUGUAGAUCUUGGCAAGAGAGUGACUGUAGACUUGGCAGAGUCUGAGAGAGGAGGGUGUGGGACUGGGAAGAGAGAGCUGCAUAAUGGCAGUGUGGAGCUUAGGCAGGGCUCUGAGGAGCAUGGUACAGGAAAUGUGGAGAGGCACUCUGAGAUCACCGGGCCAUGUAGUUUAGGGUCUGAGGUAUUAGGCUCAGGGGAUCAAGAACCCCUUGGCUCAGGGGAUCAAGAACCCCUUGGCUCAGGGGAUCAAGAACCCCUUGGCCCAGGCGAUCAAGAACCCCUUGGCUCAGGGGAUCAAGAACCUCUUGGCUCAGGGGAUCAAGAACCCCUUGGCUCAGGGGAUCAAGAACCCCUUGGCCCAGGCGAUCAAGAACCCCUUGACUCCUCUUGUUCCUCUAGCCAGUUACCCUACAGGACAAGGAGCAUGACCCGGCACCAGGCUCAGAUUUUGCACAAACUCCCACUGCCACCGCCAGCAGCAGACCCCAAACUUUCCCAGUAUGCUCAUGUUCAUCUUGGAGGCAGGCAGCGCUGGCAGCAGCCCCCUCCUAACCAGAUGGAUAAGGACCAGGCAGAGGAACACCAUCCCCCCAAACAAAUGCUUUCUUUUCCCCCUUUCAUGCCAUCUAAGCGACUCCGACUGGUGGUCAGCCACGGCUCCAUCAACCUUGAGGUAGCUUCCAGCUCCUCUGAUGAGCUGUUCUGAUUUGACUGGUCUCCAGGUAAAGGGGUACUGAGAAGAAACCCCAACUUUUUUUCUGAACUUUGGUUUGUUUAGAAAUCAGGACAAAACCCCUAUACCAGAAUUGGCCUGAAAGCAUCUGUUCAUACCCUUCCAUCAUCUUGCUGUACGGGGUGAGAAGUCAUCUCUUCUGUCCUGGUGUGAUAAAGCCCUGUACACCUUAUGGGGUAUCUGUGCUGAGAAUCCAACCCUGUAAUCCUUCCAUCUGUUUUUCUAAUGCAGGUUGUUUCACUUGUCCCUUCCAGGGAACUUUAUCCCACCAACAUUUGCCCCACCCCCUUUGUAAAAGCACACAACCACCUGGUCAAACCUUACUUCAGAACUUUGAAACGUAAGCCAUAUAGUAGUAGGCUGCAUGGAUGCUUGGUACUGACUCUCCUUGCCCUCUUUUCUUAAAUCUACUUGCUCACUCCCAGAGUCCUUCUGCCUUUUGACUCUAGGUGUCCUCACUCUGUAGUCUUUAGUAGUUUAUCCAAGGACUACUCAGAAGAACGGACCCCUCCGCAGGCACAUGUGGUGCUUUGCUAUUCAUUGCCCAUACAGAGGCUGUAAUGAUAGUGUGGGUGAAGUGACUUCUGGGUAAAAGAAACCGACAUCCAAUCAGGGAAGCCUCUUAUAUCAUUAUUAAAAGCAAACCAGCAACCACAAGUGCACAUUUGCAUGCAACCCAUUUAGCGUAAAAUUAAUGGCUACCAUUUGCUGAACAGGUUGAUCUAGGGAAUGAAUUCCCCCUUUCUCCUCCUUUUGGGUGCCUAGUUAUAAGACAUCUGAUUUUCUACUUUUAAAACCAGGUUUAUAUUAGCCAGAUUUGUCUACUGUUUUUUUUCCCCUCAGUGGGGCUUUGAUGCUACUGUGUAUUGGAGUUUUUAAGAUUCUUAAGGUAUUAAGGAUUUUUAUUUGGUGUACAGUUCUCAGUUGAAGUUGAUAGAAUUUUCAUUAUACUGGUGAAAUGGGUGAAUUAGAAUAUAUGCAAAUAUUCCACAUUGCAGUCUAGCAGUAAAGAAUGAGAUCUUGUAUUGAACAGUUCUGACCAAGGACUGCUUGACUCAAAGCAUUAUGAUAAGGGUCUGUCCCUCUGUGAGGUGCAGGCUUGAGCAGAAUAAAUAAUUCUGUCAGUCUAGUGGUGGUUGGGUUCCAUUGAAAACCCAUUGUUAAAAAGUAAUUUUCUGUAUAUUUGCCUGCUGGUCCAUUUCUGACAGUUCUUGGGAUUUUCAGUAGGUGGUGCUUCAAGCAAUCUCUUUUGGUCACUGGGAUAUUUAGAAAUCUGAGGGUUAUCUGGGACUCUUGAGCAACUACUGGAUCCACUAGAGCAUUGCAGCAACCUUUCCCUGAGUGUGUUUGCUUCAUUGUUUGGGCAGAAUUUUUGCAUUGAACUUUGAAGUGCUGAGUUGAAUAUGCGCUUAGCCAGGAGUCAUUGGAGGGUCUGAUUUCUUCCUUCACUUUAUUUUCUGUGUGGAACUUGGCUUGUUGCAUUUCAGUUGUAGAGAGGCUCUUUAUAUCAGAGGCAGGUGCCUGCCUAUGAAUUACACUAGUGCCCAUUGUUCCUUGAUGUCUGAUAUUGAGAGAUCUGUCUUGAACAACCUUCAGGAUUGCUUUUUUGGCUCCAAGACAGACAUGUAUUGUGGUUCAGACAACCUGUUUUUCACAGCUCUUCAGGCACAAGUGCUGAUACUUGUGAUAUUACUUGUGUUUUGUAGAAGCAGUUUUUAGAUGUAGUUUUUGCUAUGUACAAAGGGGGAACUUGCAGCUAGGAGAAGUUAUUACUGCUAAUUCUGUCCCAAGAAUGAAAUUAUUUAUAAUGCAGGGGAAAUCUUUGUUCAUCUCAUAGCUUUGGAAAAGACAGGCCUGUCUUCAAACCUUCAGAGAGAACCCACAGCCCUUUAGCUAUGAAUUUUGGCCUUGUGUGGGUCCUAAUAGAGUGUAGCAGUGGUAGACUCGGGAGGAGCCCAUAAUCUAUGUUAUGGAGAAUGUUCACGGAUGCUGGAAAUUAUACAGGUGUUCUCGAAAGCCUUUGUAGAAGUGCACUCUCAGCAUAAAAAGGGACAUUUUACACCUUACCAGGUCAAUAUUUAUACAGUCCAUACUCUGAGGCAAAGUUUUAAAAUAACCUUUUUUGGGCUGUCUGUUUGAGUGUCUCUUUUCCUCCUUACAUAAAUGUUCACAGUUUAUGCAUAUUCUCCAUGUAAUUCUCUCUAACUCUGGUCUGCACAAUAUACCAUCAGCCACUGUAUUGUUCACUGAAAAAGCUGAUCUGUAGCUGAAAUUGCACAUCUUUUACUGUUUGCAUGUCUGAUGUAUGCGCACGUAUUUUCUCUUUUUUGUGGCUUUGUUCCCCCACCCCCCAUCCCAAUUUUCUAGUUUAAUACUUGUUUCUUCAUGGAAAAAUGAUCCUGGUUACUUCUUGCCAUUUGUACAUCCUCAUUGAUUUCACUGACACACAAUGCCUUGUGGUGCGUCUGUCUCCGUUAUGGUGCUCAUUUUGUGCCAAUGUCUGGCUCUGCCAGUGCUGUCCUGGCCACAAAUGUGCCCACAUUUCCUUGUCCCUAUGCUGCAUCAGAACAAAUUACUGAGCUUCUGUAGUGAAGAGAUCAAGAAAUAGUUCAAGAUGUUCACUUUCAUCUUUGUGUAUCGCUGUGCACAGUACCAGCAUCUGUGCCAAAAAUGACAUUUUCCUAACCUGCUCUGGGUCCUGGUGUGCUUAACUGAGUCUGGACCUCUUGUGUUUCCUGCCUGCUACUGUGUCAAUUUGUGGUUGUCUUAUGUUUGUUGAUUGUAGUGGACUAGAAUUCAACCUAUAGGUAGUGCUGUUGCAUGGGUACUGGGGAGGGGGGAAGGGAGUGAGGCGGUCAAGGGCUUUUUGUCGUGAAGCAUUGUGGGAGGGGGGUGGAUGUUGCCAGCCAGGACACUUAUGCUCCCUGUUGAAAGCAGGGGUGGGGCUCAGUUUUCACCUUUCUGUGCCUCUGUUUCCCCAUCUUUUCAGGUGGGUUUUACAUUUUAAGCUACCUCGUUUGGGGUGGAGGCAUCAAUACCCCUCUAGGCUCUGUUUUUAAUCUGCUCUUUUAGUACUGCGUCCAUUAGCCACAUUCUCCCUCAUCCCAUAGUUUAUACAACUUUGAAAUAUGUGUAUUCUCAUGAAUGGAGGGUUGCUGGCCAGUAAACCGAGAAGCAAACCCAAUUAACUGCUGUCCUUGUAUGACAUGUAAGUGAUUUUCUUUCCUCCCAAUCAGAAAUUAGUCACAGUUCUUGUUUAGGCAUCGACUCAACCUCCUUCUUUCUGCCCUGUCAAAAUCCAGUCUCCGUUGUCAUCGCAGACACAUUGUCAUCUGUUACAUUUGUUGCUUCUAGCCACUGUAAGAGGCUUUUGAAGCAUGUUCUUGGCCUGGAGCCAAUCUUAAUUCAUUGCACAAAAACAAACAUGCCCUCCUACUAUAACAUCCCCAUUUCUCCUACUCCAGCACCACCUGUGUAAAUUCAUUCUCAGGAAGGUGUCCAGACACCUUAAACCAUAUUGGGGGGGGGGGGAGGGAAUAGACUGGACAAUGGGAAAGGUCUCUGGGAUAGCUGGGUUCCUCAGGGAAUGGUGGAGUGUAGGGCUUCAAAGCACUGCCUUCCAUACCAGUGUUCAGGAUUUCUAACUAUACUGUAUCAGGUUCAUUGCUCACUCCAGUUCAUGCCUACUUUUAUAAAACAAUGGGGGUUGCUUGACCCAUAAUAUGCAGGAUCUAGGGUGGGGUGGGAUACGUGGCCGCACUGUCUCCCCUCUCCAUCAUUUUCCUAAUGCUUUAUUUAAAUAUAGGGCUCUUCCAGCACUUGUCUGUUCACCUUAGGAAAGUUAAAAUGGGGCAAGUCUGGAAUUUUGUGUGUGUGUGUUCUUUUCCCCCCACCCCCCUUGCACAGGAAGGAGUGUGUGAUGCCACAGGUGGUAUAUAUUUACAGGGCUGUGUCUGUUCUUCAGAAUUCAAAGCCAGGAUAAACCAAACACUGAACUCUCAUAAACUACAAAAAUCUGGUUUUUCGUUCAGUUGCUUUUUAAAGAUUUAAUUUCUUUUAACGAGAUGGACAAUAAGUUAUGCAGGACACUGAAACUGUGACCGCUAGAAUUCUGUUCAGCUCCUUCUGAUCCUUGUUGUGCUCCCGUGGGGUUUUAGUUUCGGAGAUUCAGCCAGGUCCAUAAGCUCUUAAACCUGUUAUUGCAGUCUCAAAGGCUACAGACUUGUGGGAUAGGGUGAUGGGAUGCGCUCAGCCCUGAGUGUGGAUUGAGGGUGGGGAGGGGGAGGGAGAGGCAGGGUGGACUUUUUAAUGGUGCUAAACUGGAGAGGGUGGUUGGAGGGUGCUCUUGACUCCAGAAGUGAGAGUUGGAGGCCUCAGGGUAGACCUUGCCCCCAUGAUCAGGCAGGUAUCCUGUAAAGGGGGGGGGAGGGCGAAGGCAGAAACAGGUGUUUGCAUUUUUAACGGUGUGUGUUCUAGGGGAUCGUAUGUAAUACUUUUUAAAAUACUUGAUUGGAAUAAAAGUCUUUUAAAACUA
Molecule: messenger RNA, 6638 nt
Organism: Eublepharis macularius
Lineage: Eukaryota; Metazoa; Chordata; Lepidosauria; Squamata; Eublepharidae
Gene: KMT5C
Product: lysine methyltransferase 5C
Exons: 10
Coding region: 200-2077 (625 amino acids)
Cellular component (GO): nucleus
Molecular function (GO): histone H4K20 methyltransferase activity; protein binding
Source: RefSeq, a predicted model, not a curated record